Messenger RNA from Angiostrongylus costaricensis, 1188 nucleotides. Lineage: Eukaryota; Metazoa; Nematoda; Chromadorea; Rhabditida; Metastrongylidae. The record is from the annotation of a GenBank genome assembly.
AUGUGGUCUGUGAUCGGCCGAACAUGUUCGUCGUCAUGUCGGCCGGCUGUGCUGAUUCUUGGCCAGACACACGCUCAGUCUACAGCCCCUGUUCCCACUCCAGCUUCCCAGCAUGAGCUUCCAGAAACGCGAAUGAGUUCACAAACGGCACAGUUUCGGAAAGGAACUGGCGGACGACAAGAUCCGUACUAUAUGAGAGCACAUAAAAUACCUGGAGAGUAUGGCCAGAUUUUAUUCUUUCCUUUCGAAUUGAAAGAUGAAGAGAGUAUUAGGAAGGUCGUGAAGUAUUCCAAUAUCGUUAUUAAUCUUAUUGGAACAAGGGUCCCAACCAAGAACUAUGACUACUACGAGGUUCACCAGCACGGUGCUCGUCGAAUUGCAAGAAUCUGUCGCGAAAUGGGAGUCGAACGUUUCGUUCAUGUAUCAGCUUUAGGCGCGACUGUUAACCCUGGCAAAGGACACUAUGUUAAGGAGUCAAACUUCCUUCGCAGUAAGGGUCUGGGUGAAAUAGCCGUGUGCGACGAAUUCCCCACUGCAACGAUCGUUCGUCCCUCUCUUAUAUAUGGAGAAAUGGACGGAUUCAUACGAUGCUAUGUGAGCAGAUACAGGAAAACACCAUUUGAUUUGGUGUAUUUAUACAAGAAGGGCGAACACACUUACAAGAUGCCUAUUUGGGUAGGGGACGUUGCUGCAGGGCUCGAACGUAUAGUGCGCGAUCCAACUUCGGCCGGCCACAUUUACGAAUUCGUCGGCCCUCACUGUUAUCAGUUGAGCGAAUUGAUUGACUAUUUAUACAGAAAGGCUCACUGUAUAGAGAACUUUGGAUUCAGGUAUCGACGGCAUUCAUUUCCUGAUCCUUAUUUCAUCGCUUUGACAUGGUUAACAGAGCAAUUUGGCCAUUUCUUCAAGUGUAAAGUUCCUCUAAAUCGUGAAUGGAUGGAGUAUGUGGAAGUGAAAGACGAUGUGCUGACAGGACAGCGUACGCUUUUCGACCUUGGUAUACGGCGUUUAACGGAGUUCGAGUUUGCUGCAGGGCAACUGGCUUUCCGUCGGUCGUUCCGCAAAUUCUACGAAGAACAGUAUGGUGACUAUCCUCCACCUCGCCUUCCUCUGAGAUCACCACCAAUCGUGAGGAAGCCAGGUAUGGAGGAAAAGGAGGCGUUUGGCAAAGGACUAGCAUUCAACUAG